AUGCCUCCCCCAAUUGGGCCGUCCCCAACCCCGCUUAAACGGCAAGUAAACCUACCAGAAAUAUCGGAUAGCUGUUAUGACGGGCCUGAGACGUGCGUGAGCACCCUCCCUGAAGGUUACAAGAAAAGCCAUGACAGAGCACCAUUUCGUAUCGCCACCACCUUCGAAAAGGACGCAAAAGUAUGCCUGCGAGACGGUUCCCAGGUGAGGGCAGAUAUUUUUCGUCCAGCUUGCAGUGUGGAACCAGUCCCUGCACUAAUUGCUUGGAGUCCAUAUGGUAAAAGCGGGAGAGGACAUUUCCGUUUGGAUAUAGUUCCAGGCCGUGUAGGUGUCCCGCAAAAUAGACUAUCAGGAUUCGAGAAAUUUGAGGCUCCCGACCCGGCCGAGUGGACAGCACGAGGGUACGCAAUUGUGAAUGUGGAUCCAAGAGGGGUAUAUGAUUCCGACGGUGAUAUCAAUUGGUUUGGGACUGUUGAUGGCCGAGACGGCUACGACGUUGUCGAGCGAAUUGCUGAAUUGCCAUGGUGCAACGGCAGUAUUGCGCUUGUCGGAAACUCGUGGCUUGCUAUGGCACAGUGGUUCAUUGCCGCUGAGUGUCCGCCUCACUUGAAAUGCAUUGCGCCGUUGGAGGGGGCCAGCGACGUCUACCGUGAGCUGCUAUGCCGAGGCGGCGUCCCUCAGACAGCCUUCUGGGAAUUUUUAGCAGAUGGAUUUAUAGGUCGUAAUCAGCAGGAAGAUGUUAUAGCCAUGCUCAACCAUUAUCCUCAGAUGAAUGAGUAUUGGGAAGACAAAAGAGCACAAGUUGGACGGAUUAAAGUACCUGUCUACGUCUUGGCGAGUUAUUCCACAUUCCUACACACGAUGGGUUCUUUCAGAGGGUUCGAGGAAAUACAACACGACAAAAAAUGGCUUCGAGUCCACUCUACCCAAGAAUGGCAUGACCUAUAUCAACCGAGUACAAAUGAUGAGCUGCAGCUAUUCUUUGAUAGAUACACGAAGGGAAUUGAGAAUGGCUGGGAGGAAACACCAAGGGUUAGAAUCUCUCUUCUACAGUUCAACAAGGAUCCGAUUAUUAAUGUCCCGUUUGAAGACUGGCCGGUACCGUCAACUGAAUAUAAGAAGCUUUUUCUCAAUGAGAAUGGCUCAUUAUCGCCGGUCGUACCGCACCAGGAAGCCAGCAGCAGCAUCUCAUACCGGUCUGACGUUACAAGUCUUCAAGUAGGAUCGGAUAUUGAGGAACUGUGCUUUCAAUACACAUUUACAAAGAAGACCUAUGUCGUAGGAUGUGCCAGGGCAGUGCUUUAUAUGUCCUGUCCAGACCAUGACGACAUGGAUGUGUUUGUGCAGCUGCGAAAAGCGGACAAAGCGGGUCGUCUCCUGGAAAAUAUCAAUAUCCCCCUUGAAGAUUUACAAGUCACCGCUGCCCACGUCGAAAAGGUUAAUCCGCUUAUAUACCUGGGACCAAGCGGAGUAUUACGUGCUAGCUACUGCGACAUAGAUUCGAAGCUGUCAAAACCACACUGGCCUGAGCACUAUUACGGCCAUAGGACCCCGGUACCACGCGGUAAGAUCGUGAAGAUGGAUAUUGGAAUCUGGCAGACUGGUAUUGCUUUCGAUGCGGGAGAGAAGAUAUUUCUGAAGGUGUCAGGUCACAAUAUGACACUUGCGGAAUUUCCUCAAUUGCGGGGUGCACUCCCUACCUACAACGUGGGAAGGCAUCACAUCCAUUUGGGAGGAGCGAACCAGAGUCAUUUGUUGCUACCACUCGUGGAUGUUCCGAAUGAGGUUAACAUUAGCUGUGUCUAACAGAUGUAUUGAACCAGUGAACAUCAUGAAGGUAUAAACAGGUUUAUUUUUAAAGUAAAUGAUCACAAAGAGCGUCCAUCAUCUCUGUUGUCCAG
Molecule: messenger RNA, 1901 nt
Organism: Aspergillus ibericus CBS 121593
Lineage: Eukaryota; Fungi; Ascomycota; Eurotiomycetes; Eurotiales; Aspergillaceae
Product: CocE/NonD family hydrolase
Exons: 6
Coding region: 1-1806 (601 amino acids)
Molecular function (GO): dipeptidyl-peptidase activity
Source: RefSeq, a predicted model, not a curated record